Molecule: messenger RNA, 1902 nt
Organism: Arabidopsis thaliana (thale cress)
Lineage: Eukaryota; Viridiplantae; Streptophyta; Magnoliopsida; Brassicales; Brassicaceae
Product: Homeodomain-like superfamily protein
Exons: 4
Coding region: 730-1614 (294 amino acids)
Biological process (GO): DNA-templated transcription; regulation of DNA-templated transcription
Cellular component (GO): nucleus
Molecular function (GO): DNA-binding transcription factor activity; DNA binding
Source: RefSeq, marked reviewed
AAUAUCCGUUGCCAUCAUAUACAUAUUUCAACAUAUAUGUUGAGUUGGAGAGAGAGGGGGAGAAAAAGGAAUGAUGGAUACAAGCAUCCAAAAAGUCAUACACAUAGACCAUCAAAAGUCUUCACCUUAAAUUCCUAACACAUAUGUAUGAGUGUGUGAUCUUUGUUUGAUCUUUGUCCAGAGAACUCCAAGAUAGACCAAAAAGGUUCAACCUCAAAACAAACAACACAAAAACAGCCAAAUAGCUAGAGACCAAGAUGAGAUCAAGCAGCCAAAAUUCUGAAAACUCCAAGACUUGUCUAUCUAACAACAUCAAAGCAACCACCAAGAAUGAAGAAGAUAAAGAUGAAGAGGAUGAUGAAGAAGGCGAAGAGGAUGAAGAAGAGAGAUCUGGAGAUCAGAGCCCAUCUAGCAAUAGCUAUGAGGAAGAGAGUGGGAGUCACCACCAUGAUCAGAACAAGAAGAAUGGAGGAUCCGUGAGGCCGUACAACCGCUCAAAGACUCCGAGGCUGCGAUGGACGCCGGAGCUCCAUAUUUGCUUUCUUCAAGCUGUGGAGAGAUUGGGUGGCCCAGAUAGUUGAGUUUCAAUUAUAUAUAUGAAUCAAUAUCAAGAUCAUUGCAUAUGUGAAGAUCUCUAAAUUUCUAGGGUUUUCUUGUUGAUAUUUAUUUGGGGUCUCUUUCAAUGAUUUUGUUGAAACAGGAGCAACACCGAAGCUUGUUCUCCAAUUGAUGAACGUCAAGGGGCUAAGUAUUGCCCAUGUUAAGAGUCAUCUUCAGAUGUACAGAAGCAAGAAGACCGAUGAGCCUAAUGAAGGAGAUCAAGGAUUUUCGUUUGAACACGGAGCUGGUUACACUUACAACCUUAGCCAACUUCCAAUGCUACAAAGUUUUGAUCAAAGGCCUUCUUCUAGUUUAGGAUAUGGUGGUGGUUCGUGGACUGACCACAGACGACAGAUCUACCGUAGCCCUUGGAGAGGAUUAACGACACGAGAAAAUACAAGAACAAGACAAACAAUGUUUAGCUCACAGCCUGGUGAGAGAUAUCACGGAGUUAGCAAUAGUAUUCUUAACGAUAAGAACAAAACUAUUUCAUUUCGAAUCAAUUCUCAUGAAGGGGUUCAUGAUAACAAUGGAGUAGCUGGAGCUGUUCCAAGAAUUCAUAGAAGUUUUCUUGAAGGUAUGAAAACGUUUAACAAAUCAUGGGGACAGAGCCUCUCUUCCAAUCUUAAGUCCUCCACCGCAACAAUACCACAAGAUCAUAUUGCUACAACGCUAAAUUCUUAUCAAUGGGAGAAUGCUGGAGUGGCAGAAGGAUCAGAGAAUGUUUUGAAGAGGAAGAGGUUAUUAUUUUCUGAUGACUGCAAUAAGUCAGACCAAGAUUUGGAUCUAAGCUUGUCCCUUAAGGUACCUCGGACACACGACAAUCUUGGAGAAUGCUUGUUAGAAGAUGAAGUAAAAGAACAUGAUGAUCAUCAAGAUAUCAAGAGUUUGUCUCUUUCGUUAUCAUCUUCAGGUUCAUCAAAACUCGACCGAACCAUUAGGAAAGAAGAUCAAACUGAUCACAAAAAGAGAAAGAUUUCGGUCUUGGCAAGUCCCCUUGAUCUCACUCUGUGAAUAUGUAUAACAACUUAUAUACGUAUAUUCUAAGUGAGAUCUUGUGGUACUUGUUGAUGGAAGACGGUUCUGUAUUGUUGUUUAUCAUUCGUUGCAUACUUGUGACAAGACCCAUAAUUAAGGAAAUAAUAGAGACAUUUUUUAAUGUUUUUUAUUAAAAAAAAAUUCACAUAAUUUUGUCGAGAUCGUUAAAUGCAUAUUUUAAAAUAUAUAUGAUUUGUGAUCGAGUUGGGAGCAGAAAUUUGUUUUCUUCUAAAUAGUAUAGUAACCAAGAAAUACAUUAGUGAG